AUGGAGGUAGAGGAGGAGGGAAAUCUCUCUCCAAGCUAUCGUGGGGGAGAGUGUGUCCCUGAGAGCCUCUUUGAUCGUGUAACUCAUGCGGGACGCGGCGAUAUAGAGCAUGAGCGGGACAGGCGUCUUCAACUGGCGGACACUGUCUCGAAGCAUCGAGCUGAGUUUGCCUUUGCUCAGCUUGAGAACGAGAGAGCUUUUACAUCUCUGCGUGACGAGCUAAGGAUAGCUCGUGUGGAUAUUGACCGGUAUCGGGCUGAGAUAACUGCUCUUCAGACCCUUGUCGAUGCCCACCAUCGGGAGCACAAGGCUCUCUGUGAGAUGCUUGAGCGCAAGGGCGUUCUUUUUCGGAAGAAGCAGCGUACUGAUGGUACGGCUUAA
Molecule: messenger RNA, 381 nt
Organism: Peronospora matthiolae
Lineage: Eukaryota; Oomycota; Peronosporomycetes; Peronosporales; Peronosporaceae
Source: the annotation of a GenBank genome assembly